This is a messenger RNA of Leptidea sinapis, 2471 nucleotides long. It is a transcript of the gene Rab1, whose product is annotated as ras-related protein Rab-1A. The record is from RefSeq and is a predicted model, not a curated record. The coding region runs from base 159 to 770 and encodes 203 amino acids. Gene Ontology annotation, molecular function: GTP binding; GTPase activity. The transcript has 5 exons. Lineage: Eukaryota; Metazoa; Arthropoda; Insecta; Lepidoptera; Pieridae.
CAGAACUCAGUAGGUGUUUCAGUCUCGGCAGCCAUUGUUCAACGUAUAAAAAAUUUAUAAUUUUCUGUUUUGCGUUGACCUAAACUUAAACAAAGAAAUUGAGUAAGACUCAUAGACUUCCAAAAAACCAUUGUUUCAAAGUAAAGUUUUAGUACAAAAUGAAUCCAGAAUACGACUAUCUGUUUAAACUUUUGUUGAUUGGUGACUCUGGGGUGGGCAAAUCAUGUCUCUUGUUAAGGUUUGCUGAUGAUACAUAUACAGAAAGCUAUAUAAGUACCAUUGGUGUGGACUUUAAAAUAAGAACUGUAGAAUUAGAUGGUAAGACAAUAAAGUUACAAAUAUGGGACACAGCAGGGCAAGAGAGAUUCAGAACAAUCACAUCAUCAUACUACAGAGGGGCACAUGGAAUUAUUAUUGUUUAUGACUGCACAGAUCAGGAUUCAUUCAGCAAUGUUAAACAGUGGUUAGAGGAGAUUGAUCGUUAUGCUUGUGACAAUGUCAACAAGUUGCUUGUUGGAAACAAAUGUGAUCUUACCUCUAAGAAGGCUGUCGACUAUACCACUGCCAAUCAAUACGCGGAACAACUUGGCAUUCCUUUCCUAGAGACGUCGGCGAAAAACUCGACGAACGUAGAGCAGGCGUUCAUGACGAUGGCGGCGGAGAUCAAGGCGCGAGUGGGACCCCCGUCCGCAGGUGCUGCGCCCGCCGGGGCCGCUGUCAAGAUCGACCAGGGCCGUCCCAUCGAGACUGGCAAGUCAUCCUGCUGCUGAGCAAUACUGAACGGUCGAGUGGCGAUGUACCGCGACCACAAGGACGGCAUCUUGUCGUCCGUCAACACAAUAUCAGAACUAAAAACCGUUCAUCGCAUAUUAUAAAAAAUAAAUUAAUUUUUAGCGCGAUUAACGCGAAUUAUCAUAAGCUAACUUUCGUUUAAGUUGCUAUAUUUGUCCGUUAUUUUAAUAUCGUUAGUGAAUUCGGAGAGGUGAAAUGUAUGGGUGUAUGUUUAUAUAUUAUGAAUAUUGUAUGAUUUAUUAUCGUCUUGUCAUAGAUACCACGCGGUUUGCAACAGAUUUUGAUAGCGUACCGUGAGAAAUAGCAAUAAUUAUACUUAAGGUACUCGUAACACUAAAAAUUGGUAUAGUUUUUCAUUUUUUUUUAAUUCUUAAUAAGAUUAUUAUUAACUUUACCCUAUUUAAAUCACCUUUAUAACCAUAUCCUUGGACCAAUGAGCAUUGUAUUCCUACUCAUUGAUGGUAUUAGGUGUCUACUGGGUUUUAGGAUAAAAAGUGUUCUCAAAACAGGAGUUCUGUUACCUAACUACUUAAAAUUUAAAAAUAAUUAAUAUUAUUUGUUACUCCUCAUUAAAAAUGAAAUUACAUUACAUAUUUCAAAUCUGUCUUAACAAUUAUAUUUUUCCUAUAAAAUAAUGCAAUACUCCGAAAAAACUUGUCACUUAUAAAUUAUCCAAAUUAAAACAUGGUUAAAAUUAUACCAGCUAUCAUUACCAUUCAUAGCGUAUCUCUUCAAUUCCACACGUGGUGACGUGGCGAAGUCGAGUCGAAUAAGGUUCGCUUCACACAGAUUCGGCCGUCACGCGAUGCGUUCUCAAUAAUUAUUACCCAUUUAAAAUUUGCUGUUUCACUCGAAUAGUAAUUUUUUCUCACAUCUGUCUACAAAACUGUUGCAAAUUAUGCUAUAUAUUAUAUAUAUUUCCCUCAAUAAUUUUUGUGUCUGCGUUCAUUGAAAGAUAGGAUGGAAUUUGCCGUAACUCUUUAACUGCGGACAUUUUCAGCUUGAUUGAUAUUCACUCGAGGUUCUAUAUUUAUGCACACAGUUUUAACUCCUAUAUUAUGUUUACCCGUCGUGUACUAGGGUUGUGCUGCUUUCGAUAUUUUGUGUUACAAUUCUAAUACGGCACACUUCUUAGGUCUUCUCACAGUCUCUGUCUAACUGUAUGAAACACACUUUUUGAUCACGCAAAGUGUAUAUAUUACGACUUGUCCUUUGAUCGUAUUCCCCUCCCGUGUGUUCGCGCCUUAACUGUCGUUAUACAGAGACUGUGCUAUCGUCCUUACUAACACAAAAUUGUAGAUAAUAUAGCAAAUUGGCCUUAGUUAUAGAGAUGUAUAGUUAAAGUUAGCAAUCGACUCAUCAGCGGGAACAUAGUAUUAAAAGACAAAUUUUUAUCAACACAUCUACUUAUGUGAUAUUGCUCUGAACGGCAAUAUUUCAAAGAUCGCACAUUUUUCUAUUGUUCUGUCGGAAUGCACUUCGUACGCUUCGCGUUCUUGCGGCGAUGUUUUGAAAUAUCGCUGUUCAUAAUAUUAUUAUUUAUUUAAUUUGAAACGUAUGUAAUCUUAUUUUUGUACUAUUAUGUGAAGAGUUAAGUUUACUUAAUUAUUAAUCGAACCGCUAACCCACUGUAAUUCUGUAUUGAGGGUUUCUUAGAAAUUAAAACAGUAUGCUAUUAA